Molecule: messenger RNA, 1158 nt
Organism: Pelobates fuscus (common spadefoot toad)
Lineage: Eukaryota; Metazoa; Chordata; Amphibia; Anura; Pelobatidae
Product: gastricsin-like
Exons: 9
Coding region: 1-1158 (385 amino acids)
Biological process (GO): proteolysis
Molecular function (GO): aspartic-type endopeptidase activity
Source: RefSeq, a predicted model, not a curated record
AUGAAGCCGAUCAUCUUCAUAUUCAUUUGUCUACAUCUCUCAGAGGGACUAGUGAGAGUCCCUCUGAAGAGAUAUAAAUCCAUUCGAGAGACUAUGAAAGAGAAAGGUGUUCUGGAGGAGUUUGUGAAGACACACAAAAGGGAACCAGGCAUAAAAUAUAACUUGCUCCAACAGAAUGACUUUGGUGUAGUCUAUGAGCCUAUGUACUUGGAUACAUAUUACUUUGGUGAAAUCAGUAUUGGAACACCACCCCAAAACUUUUUGGUUGCCUUUGACACUGGUUCAUCAAAUCUUUGGGUGGCUUCUUCAUAUUGCCAAAGCCAAGCCUGCACCAAUCACCCGUUGUUCAAUCCCAGCCAAUCCUCCACUUAUACCUCCAAUAACCAACAGUUUUCCAUGUGGUAUGGCAGUGGCAGCAUGACCGGCAUACUAGGAUAUGACACAGUGACAGUUCAAGGAUUGUCCAUACAGAACCAGGAACUGGGUCUGAGUGUGACUGAGCCAAGUAGCUUCUUCUACUAUUCCAAAUUCGAUGGUAUCUUUGGGAUGGCCUAUCAGACAUUGUCAGCAGGAGGUGCGACCACUGCAGUGCAAGGACUAAUCCAGCAGAAUCUGAUCCCAGAGCCAGUCUUCAGCUUCUACCUGACAGGUCAGUCAGGGGAAGUGAUCUUUGGUGGAGUAGACAGCAGCCUUUAUUCUGGACAGAUUUCCUGGACUCCGGUCACUCAGGAGAUCUAUUGGCAGAUAGCUAUUGAAGAGUUUUCUGUUAAUGGUCAGGCCACUGGCUGGUGCAGUCAAGGAUGCCAAGGCAUCGUCGAUACUGGAACCCCUCUUUUAACUAUUCCACAGCAAUAUCUGAGCUCCCUUCUUCAGUCCAUUGGUGCUCAGCAAGCAGAGAAUGGAAACUAUAUAGUCAACUGCAACAAUGUACAGAGCCUUCCUCCCAUCAGCUUUACCAUCGGUGGAACCCAGUUAUCAAUUCCACCUUCUGGAUAUAUUCUUCAGAUGAAUGGAUAUUGUGUUGUCGGGUUUGAGGAAACCUAUCUGCCUUCCCGUAAUGGACAGCCACUCUGGAUUCUGGGAGACGUCUUCCUUCGUCAGUACUACUCUGUCUAUGACUUUGGGAACAACCAGGUUGGCUUUGCUGCCAUGGCAUAA